AUGACACGACAGCAACAGUCGAAGCCGCCGUCGAUUGUAGCUGUUGAAAACGCUGGACAGGAUGCCGAUUUCCAAGAAGACGCUCCGGUCGAACGCCCUUGGCGGUCACUCUUAGCACACCCCAAGAUUAUCAUUUACGCCAUUAUAGCCAACAUUGGCCCACUCAUGUUUGGCUAUGACUUGGUCAUUGUCGGUGCCGUCUCAGCUCUGCCCAAGUUUCGACAGGAUUUUGGCCAAAGCGCUGGCCCUACAUACAUUCUCCCUGCCCUUUGGAUCGGAUUAUGGAAUGGCCUCGUCCAAGCCGGCGCCGCGGGAGGCUCUGUCGGUGCCGGUUGGUUUCAGGACCGCUUCGGCCGCCGCGCGACAUUCUUUGUCGGCGGUGUGCUGGGCCUUAUUGGUACGGCUGCGUCGUAUACCUCGGGCAUGCCGGACGGUGUGAUGGACAGAAGGGGACUCUUCCUAUUAGCCAAAAUACUCAUAGGAAUGGGCUGUGGUGUUCUCAUGUCUGCUUGCCAAACGUACAUCUCUGAGAUUGCGCCAAAGAACCUCCGAGGAGUUGUCCUUGGCUUUUACGCCUUCAAUGUCUCAUUCGGUCACUUGAUGGCGGUCGCUAUUGUCUACACCCAGUCAAACGGCCUCACAGCCGAGUCAUACCGAGUACCCUUCGCUACACAGUGGGCUUUUGGAGGGGCGGCCGUCAUUGCGGCGUUCCUACUUCCCGAGAGCCCUGUCUGGCUGAUCUCUAAAGACCACGUUGAAAAAGCCGAGAAGUCGCUGCAGCGACUGGGGACCGACGGUGGCCACACCAUGCUCCAACGGAUCCGGACAACGUUGACGCAUGAAGAGGACGAGUCUCAAGGCACGCCUACCUUCCGCGAGUGUUUCCACGGCGUCAACCUCCGCCGCACACGUAUCAUUGUGUGGCUCAACGUUCUGCAGCAGUUUGUCGGCAUGGCACUGCUGACGAAUGCGGCUUACUUCCUCGUCGUGGCCGGAAUGUCUGCGCGAUACUCCCUGAUGGUCAACCUGAUUGGUGUCGCAUCCAACAUGGUGGCCAACGCAAUCUCAUGGUACACGGUGCCACGGUUCGGCAGACGAACCAUGAUUCUCAUCAGCAUCGUCCUUGAUGGUGUAGCGUGGCUGUCGAUGGGCAUCGCCGCCUGCUCUGUAUCUACCGCAGCGCAGUGGUACGUCGGCGCUGCGCUGCUUCUCGUCGGCUUCUUCAACAGCUUCGGCGUCGGCAGUGCGGUUCCAGUCAUCGCUUCAGAGAUCUCCCGCGUCCGCCUCCGUUCGAAAGCCGGCGGCAUUGGUUUCGCCGCCCAGUCGAUCGGGAACUGGAUCUUCAGCUUCUUCACACCGUACAUGUACAACACGGACGAAGCCAACUGGGGCGGAAAGAUUGGCUUCUUUUUUGCGGGACUGAGCAUCAUCGCAUUCGUUGUCACUUGGUUCGAGGUUCCGGAAACGAUGGGGAGGACUCACGCCGACCUCGACUAUCUGUUUGAGUCCAAGAUUAAGUCGUGGAACUUUGGCAAGGCUUCGGUCCCGGACAUACAGGCCACGGAGGAUGAUUUGAAGGGUCAGGGUGGUGAAAAGUUCUAG
This is a messenger RNA of Colletotrichum spaethianum, 1602 nucleotides long. Its product is annotated as MFS transporter fmqE. The transcript has 4 exons. The coding region runs from base 1 to 1602 and encodes 533 amino acids. Gene Ontology annotation, molecular function: carbohydrate:proton symporter activity. Gene Ontology annotation, biological process: carbohydrate transport; transmembrane transport. NCBI's taxonomy places the organism in Eukaryota, Fungi, Ascomycota, Sordariomycetes, Glomerellales, Glomerellaceae. The record is from RefSeq and is a predicted model, not a curated record. Gene Ontology annotation, cellular component: membrane.